AUGGAAAAUAUCGAAGUCCUCUACUCUGAAUUAGAAGCAAAGUCGAAGACUGAUCAAGAUUUGACGGAGUCUACAACCUCAUUUUUUAAAGAAAAAUUGAGCAAUGUCACCGAAAAAAACAAAAACCAGAUCCUCAUCUGUGCAGUGAAAAAACGUAUAAUCAACAUAAUCAGGUACUUUGUAAAAGCUGAAAUAAAAGUUUCACUUCCAUUAAAUACUAAAACUGCCAUACAUAUUGCGGCUAAUUAUAAGUAUACAGAAUUUUUUGAUUUACUUUUCCAUGUUUAUGGAAAUGUAAACUACAAGAUUAUGAAGAACAUGUUAACAUUUUCACAUUUCCGAGUAGCUUGUAUGACUAACAACGUUCAAAGAGUACAAAAUUUCAUAAAUUCAGGCGUCAAAGUCAAUACAGGAAAACCUCUUCUUGAAGCUAUUGAACGUAAACAUUUAGAAGUAAUUAAAUUGUUAUUGAAGAGUGGAGCUAAUGCAAAUGUUGUCGAUAAAAGAGGCAGAACGCCUCUGCAUUUAAUAUUUAGUCAAUUCAGCGAUGGUACUGAAUAUGAAACUAAUUUGGAACUAUUUCGACUUCUCAUCAAAGCCAAAUCUGACGUCAAUAAAACUGAUGAGAAUGGUAAUAGUCCCAUGUUCUACUUGUUGGACAGAGAUCUCUGUAUUGAUAAUAAAAAAAAAACGUUAGAAAUUCUUUUACAAAAUGGUGCAGAUGUUACGCAUGUCAACAAAUUUGGUGAUUCAAUAAUGCAUUAUAUAUUUGGUUGUAAAAACAGAAAGGAAAGAGAUAUUUUUGAGUUAGUUGAAUUGUUUCUAAAAUACGGAGCUCAUGUGAAUGCUACUGAUAAACGGGGAAUGACACCUUUACAUUUGAUAUGUUCCCAGCUAAGCAAUAUUACAGAUCGUGGUCAUGAAUUUGCGAUUUAUACAAUUAAAUUACUUCUUAGCAACGGAGCAAAUAUAAAUACAGUUGAUGGAUUGGGUAUAACUCCUAUCAACUUGUUAUGUUCCCAGCUAAGCAAUAUUAUAGAUCAUGGCGAUGAAUUUGCUGCUAUUAAUACAGUUGAAUUAAUUCUUAGCAACGGUGUAAAUAUAAAUACAGCUGUUGAUACAUUGGUUCUCAUCAAAUACAACUCUGAUGUUAACAGAAAGGAUAAAGAUGGUAACAGCCCAAUAUUCAACCUGUUUGGGGAAUGCUGUGGUAAUAUUCUCCAAUGGAAUGCAUUAAAAAUUCUUCUACAAAAUGGAGCUAAUAUUACACAUAUCAACAGUGCUGGUGAUACCAUACUUCAUCAUUUGAUAAAAUUAAACUAUGAAAAAGAAAAAUAUGUUAUUAAAAUAUAUGAAUUGCUUCUUCGUAAUGGAGCUGAUGUAAAUGCUGUUGAUUCAUUUGGUAGAACUCCUAUAAAUUUGUUAUGCCGUUAUCUCAGAAAUAGUCAUUAUAAUUCAUAUUCGAGAAUAUCUCAACUUCUCAUCGAACAUAAAUCCGACAUCAAUAAAAACGAUUCAAAUGGUAAUAGUCCAAUUUUCAAUCUGUUUGAUAAAAGCUGGAUAAGUACUUUCCAGUUGAAUGCAUUACAACUUUUUUUAAAAAAUGGUGCUAAUGUUAGAUAUAUUAAUAAUGCUGGAGAUUCAAUAUUGCAUCACAUCAUUAAUUCCAAUAAGAACGAAAAAAAACCAAAAAUAAAAAACCAAAAAAAACUAAAAACAACUGUUGAUGUCGUAGUUGAAUUACUUCUCAACAAUGAAGCUGAUGUAAAUGCUGUUGAUUCAUUUGGAAGAACUCCUAUUAAUUUGUUAUGUUAUCAACUUAAUGGAAGUUCUAGUUAUGAUCCUGAUCUAAAAAUACUUCAACUUCUCAUUGAACACAAAUCAGAUGUUAAUCGUACAGACAAACAAGGUAACAGCCCAAUGUUCAACCUGUUUCAUAAAACUAAUUUUGGGGGAAUAGCUGAUUUCCAAUUGGAUGCAUUAAAAAUUCUUUUGAAUAAUGGUGCUAAUGUUACGGAAGUCAAUAAUGCUGGUCAUACAAUAGCACACUAUACCAACGUUGUCAGAAACUCGACGACUACAACUAGCGCCACGCGCAAGGGUCCACCGAUUCUCCUACGCGUUACCGACAUAAGUGCAGCAAACUUCUAAAUAAUUUACGAAAUAAUAUAUUAUAUUCUAAGCGGUACUUUUGGAAAAAUUAUACAAUAAAAGUAA
Molecule: messenger RNA, 2217 nt
Organism: Trichogramma pretiosum
Lineage: Eukaryota; Metazoa; Arthropoda; Insecta; Hymenoptera; Trichogrammatidae
Product: putative ankyrin repeat protein RF_0381
Exons: 3
Coding region: 1-2151 (716 amino acids)
Molecular function (GO): protein binding
Source: RefSeq, a predicted model, not a curated record